Molecule: messenger RNA, 1118 nt
Organism: Daphnia magna
Lineage: Eukaryota; Metazoa; Arthropoda; Branchiopoda; Diplostraca; Daphniidae
Exons: 5
Coding region: 430-930 (166 amino acids)
Source: RefSeq, a predicted model, not a curated record
CUCCACUGAUUGUGGUCCGUUCGUGCUACGCCAAACGCACGGAAUACAGGAGAACUGACGUAAUGCAGGGAAUGAAACCCAUUCUAAAUCUAAACCUUACCUGCUGCAGAAAUCACGUUCUAACAGAAAAAUUGAUUCCGUAAUCUGAAGCUUCUUGAUUGCGUAUUGGCUUCCUACAGGGCCACGUCAUUUGAAUACGGUUUGGCGUUACAACUAGAAUCAGUCAAUCAAUAAGUUACAGGUAGAAUAAGCUCAGUACGGGUUAGCGGGCAAACGGUGAAUAAGCACAUGAUUGCUCAGACGAAGAACAGAAUCCGUGUCAACGACUACAGUAUUUGAAUUCUCAGUUGAUUUAUUUUUACCUUUCGCAGUCAGGAAACAUGAAAUGUACUUGUCAAUUUUACAGAAACAGGUUUAGUAUUGGUCAGCAUGGGUUCGAGUAACUUGGCCAUCUUGUUAUUUGUACUGGCAAUAGCUCAGCAGCAUUUCUUACUUGUAAAAGCAAAUCCUGCUGUCGUGAAUAGUAACAGCGAGUCUGUUUCUAUUGACAAUCAAAUGCUUAGGGGAUCGAUGGGAAUACGAAAUAAUGCAAUGCUAGCCAUGGCCCCUUCACAUCCAUCGUUCCAGAACGCGCCUGAAAUUGUCUAUUCAGGUCUACAGCGAAAUGCAUUUGUUCCGGUAACUGGAACACCACCUCCUUCAGCACAAUGUUCUUCAACCGUCAAAGAUAUUCAGCUAGGAUUCCGGAUGGUGGUAAACGAUUCAUCUCCAGAUUUGAUACCGUUUUUCACCGACAUACUAGACAAGGGUGAGACUGAUUUGACACGAGAAUGUUCCAAAAACAACGGGGAAUCCCUCAAAAUGGUGGAAAACGAACGUGAAAAUAUUUUAACCAAUCAUCAAUGGAUUACCGAAAAAUUUAAACUGUAAAGUUGAUGAAGGAUUUUUCGUUAUUAAAGCUUUGGCUCCGCACAUAACUAUGGGCAAAUAAUUUCUCAAAAAGCUCCAUUUUCUAUUGUAACUGAUGGAAAAGAAAAUGUUUUAAUAACCGGCACCCAAUUAAAUUUUACCUACUGGUUUUCUUGAUUUCUAAUUCGAAAUUCUAAUACACGAUUAAU